Messenger RNA from Clupea harengus (Atlantic herring), 2498 nucleotides. RefSeq names its product G protein-coupled receptor 55-like. Gene Ontology annotation, molecular function: G protein-coupled receptor activity. Lineage: Eukaryota; Metazoa; Chordata; Actinopteri; Clupeiformes; Clupeidae. Gene Ontology annotation, biological process: phospholipase C-activating G protein-coupled receptor signaling pathway; positive regulation of Rho protein signal transduction. The record is from RefSeq and is a predicted model, not a curated record. Gene Ontology annotation, cellular component: plasma membrane.
AGGGGGGUUUAUAGAUCACGGUGGGUGACUUUACAAAGUACUGUUUCGAGGAAGAAGUAACUUUAAGUAACUAAUAAACUGCCCAAUGGAGUCCCACGAUAUUUUAUCACCAUCUCUCGAAUCUCCAGUGCGAUUUCGGCAACAUUCCAUUUUGCUCUCAUUUCAAAACCUGACAGCGUUAAGGGUUUCCCAGUACCAGAGCAAAACGAAAGCAGGUUGACGGUGUUCUGGUGUGCGGAACGCAGCGAUCCCACUUGCAGAGGCUACCACAUUCGACAGGGCAAAGAUGACGAUCUGCAACGUGACCAUCCCUAGAGAGGUGCAGGUCUUCCAGAUGGUGACGGCCAUCCCGACGUUCAUCCUGGGCUUCCUUGCCAACUCCACCUUACUGGUUCUGUUCUUCCGGCAGAGGAAGAACUGCAGUGACAUGAUGGUGUACCUCGCCAACAUCGCCCUGGCCGACAGCACUGCGCUGGUGUCGCUGCCCUUCAGGAUGUACUCCUACAGCAACCACUGGCCCUUCUCCGUCAGCUCCUGCCUGGUGUUCGUCUCCACCUACUUCGUCAACAUGUACGUCAGCAUCUUCACCACCGUGGCCAUCAGCGUGGUGCGCUUCGUGGCGAUUAAGUACCCCUUCAAGGCCAAGGCGGUCAUGUCCCCCUGGAAGGCCCUGGUGGUGUGUGUGGGGAUCUGGGCGGUGAUUGCUUCUCUGAGCGCCAUGUUUCACUCGGUGGAUGGUCCUGAAGCCAACGCCAGCAACUUUAGAUGCUUCCAGAAGAACUCAGAGCGGCCACUGCCACUCUCCUUCAUCCUGACGCUGGACGUGGUCGGCUACCUGCUGCCAUUCGUUGUCAUUACGUACUGCACGGCUAACGUGAUCCGUACACUGUCUAGGAGAAUCGACUCCAGCAGCAGUGCGAAGAAGAACGAGUCCAUCCACAUCAUCGCCGCCAACCUGGCUGUGUUCAUCGUCUGCUUCUCCCCGCUCCACUUUGGCUACCUGUUGAAGUUCCUGGCCGAGACCUACUGGGAGCACAACUGCGAGCUGCAGCAGUUUGCUCAUUCGUUUGUCCACGUGGCCAACAGCCUGGCCUCCACUAACUGCUUCCUGGACGCUUUCAGCUACUACUUCCUGGCCAAAGCCAGCUGGGGGACUCUUAGAGAGGCAUGCUGUGGCACCCAGCGCAGGGAGAGAGGAAGCAUAGUCAUCUGACACAGGGAGGGGGGAAUAUUGAACUCCUCUCUUGAUGAUCACUCCUCUUUCUCUUCCCCCCACCUGCUUGCAGUAUUAUCUCUGCUCCUGUGCCCUCCCUUUUCACAAGAUUUAAAAGACUGGAUGCCCAGUGCUUUGAGGCCCAUCCUUGAGUAUUAGUGGAUGUAUGUGCAGAUGCUGCUGUAGACCUCACCCUCACGAGUACAUCGCAGCAGAACCUCACCGCAGCAGAACCUCACCGCAGCAGAACCUCACCGCAGCAGAACCUCACUGCAGUGGACCUGGCCUGGACUGGGCCAAGACUGCGUCCUGAUCUGAGCAGAGCUGUUGCCGGGCCGGCUGUCGACUGCAGGAUGCAGAGUAUCUCUGCUCUUCUGGCGAGUCCACGUGGCACGUGCCGCUGGAGCAACCGGUGGGCUCCACAGAAAACCUUCACCUUGGGCCCAGUUAAAUAACUUGAAUCAGAUUUUAUACAAAGAACAAGAAAAGACUAUUCUUUCCAAUAUAUGCAUGGUGUUUGUUUGUUUGUAUGUUUGUUUGUUUUCGUAUGUAUGUAUAUGUUUUAAUACUGCAAGGAAAUUUGUUUGUUUGCCUGUACGGUAAGAGGAAAUUAUGUCGUUCAGCUGAACGAGCGCACUUUAGGUCUCGUGGAGAUCUGAGACCCAAACAGGAAGUGGCUUUUUGAUCUGAGGAGAUAUAUCAGAUGGUGCUAAUGUCGCUAGCUCUCAGGGCGGGGGGUAGGUUACAUCCUUGGUUGGAUAAAUUAUUUACCAAGAUUAUGCACCUCCUCCCUCCGCACAUGUAGCUCCUCUCCUCCACGGAGGAGAAACCAAUGAUCUGUCUGUCUGAUCCGAAUGCAUUUCACUAGAGGGGUUUACUUUUGGUGCUUGUAAUGCAAAGAUUAGCAGAAUCCCUUUUUUUUCUAAUGUUUGCAUGUUGACAAUUCUUAAUGUCUGUUUUGCUGUCCUUCAAACAAGCUUUUUGGAACACCCCUAAAUAACAGCUAAUGCUAAGAUGAAGCCAUUGAUGUUUUCCCAAAUGAUCGAUGAUUGACACAUGGCUGGGGCAGACAGCAGAGCAUUCCCUGGUACAUGGACUUCAUCGACCUUCCUCCAGGGGGCAGUGUAAGUCAUUACAUCUAAUAACUACAAUGCAAGAAUCUAUCAAGUUCAUGUCUGUCUUUUUUUUCCCACUUUCUUUUUUUGCACUAUCCACGUUUGUAAAAAAAAAUUAAGAGUUUUUUUGGGCUUUUUAAUGCUUUUAUUUGGACAGGACAGUGAAGUGU